AUGCAGAACACCGACGGGGACAAUCCUCCGGCAGGGCCCCGGAGCAAGCGGAAGGUCGGGGGGGGCCCGGCGCAGCCCCCGCGCCGGCCCAAGAAGCGCUACAGCCGCCACGCCAAGCCCCCCUACAGCUACCUGGCCAUGAUCGCCCUGGUCAUCGUCGCCUCCCCCGGGAAGAAGCUGAAGCUCUCGCAGAUUACGGGUAGGAUCCGCGCUUUCUUCCCGUUCUUUAAGGAGAACUACCAGGGCUGGAAGGAUUCCAUCCGACACAACCUCUCGGCCAACGACUGCUUCAGGAUGGUGCUGAAGGAUCCGUCCAAGCCUAAAGGGAAAGGCAACUACUGGACGGUAGACGUGGAGCGGAUCCCCCCCGAAGCCCUGAAGCUGCAGAACACGGCCAUCUCUCGCCAAGAGGAGGUGGCUUUCGCCCCCGACCUCACCCCGUUCGUGUUGCAGGGCCUUCCCUACGUGCCUCCCGGUGGGGCUCCCGACCCCCAGGCGCCCCUCCCACCUGAAGCCCUUCCCGUCAAGGAAGAGAAGCCCCCCGAGCAGCCGUGCAGGAAGCCCUUCACCAUCAGCUCUCUGCUGGAGCCGCCACGGGAAGAUGGAAGAAGUGCCAAGCCAGGGUCGCCGAGCCCAGACGGGGCUUCCGCCAACUGCGCCCGCCCUCCUCUUGGGGAGGGCGGCCAAGGGGCCCACUGCCCGCCCGCCAGCCCUCCCCAGCCGCCCCCUGCCUGCUGCACAGACUAUUUCCAGACCCCUCCUCCUUGGCACAAUCAUGGCACUUCGUCCCCGGCUGGGGGUCCCUCCUUGCCCAUGCCAACCUUCCUCACCAUCCCGGCCUCGCUAAGCUUGCCCUGCUGCACUUUGGGGCCUGCUACCUACGCGAGUCCUCCUUACUGGAGCUUGGUGACGGCCCCCUACCCUCCACCCCCAUAUCCAGGCCUCCCCUCCGUCCCACUGGACGUACAGCAAGCUGUCCGGGUACCAGACGCCUCCUGGCUGGCCCCUCUGCCUUGGGUGGUCCCCUUCCAGCCCCUGCCCCCUCCCCAUAACCCUUUCUGA
Thamnophis elegans (Western terrestrial garter snake) is the source of this 1062-nucleotide messenger RNA. Its product is annotated as forkhead box protein H1-like. The transcript has 3 exons. Gene Ontology annotation, biological process: regulation of DNA-templated transcription. The coding region runs from base 1 to 1062 and encodes 353 amino acids. Lineage: Eukaryota; Metazoa; Chordata; Lepidosauria; Squamata; Natricidae. The record is from RefSeq and is a predicted model, not a curated record. Gene Ontology annotation, molecular function: DNA-binding transcription factor activity; sequence-specific DNA binding.